Molecule: messenger RNA, 1363 nt
Organism: Thalassophryne amazonica
Lineage: Eukaryota; Metazoa; Chordata; Actinopteri; Batrachoidiformes; Batrachoididae
Gene: yju2b
Product: coiled-coil domain containing 130
Exons: 10
Coding region: 128-1318 (396 amino acids)
Biological process (GO): mRNA splicing, via spliceosome
Cellular component (GO): post-mRNA release spliceosomal complex; U2-type spliceosomal complex
Source: RefSeq, a predicted model, not a curated record
UUUGAAACAUUGCUGCCGGAAAACAGAAGACGAAGAAGAAGAAAAAAGUUGUGACGUCAUAAUUGUGCUCUUUUCCCUUGACAAAAACGCCUGAUUCCACUGCGGGUGCAGUGCACCACUUUUCAGCAUGGGUGAACGAAAAGGAACAAACAAAUACUAUCCUCCAGAUUUUGACCCAGCAAAGCAUGGAUCCCUCAAUGGCUACCACAACACUCACCCUCUGCGUGAGCGGGCCAGGAAACUGUCCAAAGGAAUCCUCAUUAUCAGGUUUGAGAUGCCGUACAACAUCUGGUGUGAUGGCUGCAAAAAUCACAUUGGCAUGGGGGUACGAUACAAUGCAGAGAAGAAGAAAGUGGGGAACUACUACACCACCCCAAUCUACAGGUUCAGGAUGAAGUGCCACCUGUGUGUCAACUACAUCGAGAUGCAGACGGACCCAGCAACCUGCGACUACGUGAUCGUGAGCGGGGCGCAGAGGAAGGAGGAACGCUGGGACAUGGCUGAAAACGAGCAGAUCCUGACUACAGAGCGAGCAGAGAAGGAGAAACUGGAGACGGACGCCAUGUUCAAGCUGGAACACAGUGGGAAAGACAAGCAGAAACUGGUGAAGGCUCUUCCGUCUCUGUCAGAGAUUCAGGACCAUCAGUCUCGCUGGAAGGACGACUUUGACCUCAAUAGCUUCCUCCGCAAAAAGUUUCGGGAGGAGAGGAAAGUUCUGGCCGAGCAGGAGGAGAAAGACAACGCCUUUAGGAUGAAAGCCAACGUGUCCAUCCCCCUGCUGCCGGAGACGGCGGAGGACAACAAACUGGCAGAGCUGCUCACCUACCAGGCACCAGAGUCCUGUGAGGAAACGGAGCGCAGGAAGAGGAACGAGACCUUAUCCCGCCCGUGGUUCAGCUCAUCACCUGCACCAGUAGGGGGCGCAGCAGGCGUUCUGCUUCACAAACUGGGACUGCAGGGCAAACGAAUGGCGGCGGCCAAGGCUUUGGGCUCUUCCCACAUUCCCCUCAUCCGCAGACACACAGACGGAUCGGGGAACAAACCGGAACUCUGUGCCACAGUCUCCCGCAGGAGGUCGGACCCUGAACCCGACACGCGUGAUGGCGUGUCGUCAGAGGCUGCACCCGGUGCGGCGGCUGUCGUCCCGCCAACACGGGUGGGACAGAAGAGCAACAGUGAGUUGGAGAUUCACGUUAAAACCACAGAAGAUGGAUGCUUGAUACGGGACUGUGGGAGGAUGGAAGAGGAAGGUCAAAGUUCAGGAGGCGUGUCCUCGCUGGUGCCUGAAUACAGCGACUCUGACUCGGAGUCUGGAUAGUGACGCUAAUCCCAACAGUUUUCACUGUCAUCACGGAAACAAAGU